AUGGCUUACAUAUCACAAGCCGGGUAUAAUAGCGACACCCCAAAGUCUGGAAAUACAACAUCUCCAGACGCACAGCAUACUCAUUUAGCACUUCAUCCUGCAAUGAGUUCGUCUUCUAACAGCCGCACUAGUCAACUGACAAUGGCGCUUUUGGAAGCCAAGAUUGGACAAUUGACAAAUCAAUUCAACAGGAUUGAGAGUGACCGUGUUACUCCGUUGGAACGCGAGAUAUCGAUGUUGAGGCAGUUGCUUGAUUUCCAAAACACAAAGUUGGACAAAGUGACGUCCUUAUUGACGGACUUGAUUACCCAGGUGAUGCCCAGGAGGAAUAAAAUUCCGAGCGAAGAUGACGUGGUGAUGAGUUUGAGGACUAAUGGUGCAUCAUCCCCUGAGCUGGAUGAUGAUGAUGAAUCCAUGUUGCGGUCCAUACGAGCUUUUCAAGAGAGUAUCAAUGUAAGUGAUCUACAGCGACACAACAACGUGCAACAGCAAAUACACCAACACAUGGGUAAUUUGCAAGCGCAGCAGUUGCACCAGAAUCACCAGCCUGUGAUUGACCACAACAGAGUUUCAAUGCACCGCAUGCCGAACCAACAACAACAACAACAACAACAACAACAACAACACCAACAUCAGCACCAGAACCAGAGUCAAGAUCCUGCUUCGGUACAUCUUGCAAGAACUAUAAGUAGUAGUAUGGAUCCCGAGUUACAGCAUGUGUCCUCCGUUUUGUCAGAAAACAUACUUUCUAGGCAAGUAAGUCAAGACAAUCAAUUAUCUCGUCGAUUGAAUCAUUCGCAGGAAGACAUAGCUUUGAAACAAAAGUCCAAGUCAAGAAAGAGGAAAAGAGGAGAGACCAACGAUGCAGAAAACACACUGCGCAGUGACACGCGCAUGUCAUCAAAAGUCGACCAAGGUGGAGACUCUACACCUCAAGAUAAAAUCCACAUUGAAUUUAUUCACCAUCCAAGUACAGUGCGUGAAAUUUAUGAUGAAUUUUACAAGGGUAUCAAGGGCCAAGAGCCGCUUUGCGAAUUAGACGAAAAAUACGGCAAGCUUAAAUGGAGAGGAAAUUCUAGAUCUAAAGAUAGCAAAAGGUAUCAAAGACGGAAACGAUUAUGUGAAGCAAUAAAGAGAGGAAGUCAAAAGUACAAUAAACUGGACGACGAGAUGAUUGAGUAUUUCGAAACGUUUCGCAAGAAUAAAUCCCUUACCUGGCUCAUGAAUGGCAAUAUACCCGAGGAACUAGCAGAAUAA
Lodderomyces theae is the source of this 1257-nucleotide messenger RNA. RefSeq lists its product as uncharacterized. Gene Ontology annotation, biological process: positive regulation of ribosomal protein gene transcription by RNA polymerase II. NCBI's taxonomy places the organism in Eukaryota, Fungi, Ascomycota, Pichiomycetes, Serinales, Debaryomycetaceae. The record is from RefSeq and is a predicted model, not a curated record. Bases 1 to 1257 code for a protein of 418 amino acids. The transcript is spliced from 2 exons. Gene Ontology annotation, molecular function: DNA-binding transcription factor activity, RNA polymerase II-specific; RNA polymerase II cis-regulatory region sequence-specific DNA binding.